AUGAAUUUCAUCAAACAGCUGCUGUCAAUUAAGCAUGGGGCAAGGACAGCUAAGAAUUCAUGUAAAGGCGCAAGCUUCUGUAUUUCUCGUUCAAUUCAUGAAAGCAUGGUCGAAGUCAACUCCAAAGAGGAAGAAGUCGUCAUUGCCCUUGGAAGCAAUGUCGGAAACCGGAUUCGAAACUUUGAACACGCCUUAGAGCGCAUGAGAAAAUCCGGCAUCCAAAUAACUAGACACGGCUGUUUAUAUGAGACGGAGCCCGCCUACGUAAUCGACCAACCCCGUUUCCUCAACUCUGCCGUUCGGGCUAACACAAAGCUCAGCCCGCAAAAGCUCUUAGAAACCCUCAAAGAGAUCGAACGAGAAAUGGGCCGGACGGCUGGCAUCAGGUACGGACCCCGCCCGAUCGACCUAGACAUCCUCUUCUACGGGGACCAAACUGUCGACACAGACACACUCAGGAUCCCACAUGAGAGAAUCUGGGAGAGGCCUUUCGUGCUGGGCCCCUUGACCGAUGUAUUGGGCCACGACAUGGAGAAUGACGUGGUCGGAUUUUGGCACGACGCGUCGGGUUUUUCAGGCGGGAUUUUCGAGGCGUGGGAGAAAAUGGGCGGGGAAUCCAACGUGGGCCCAGGUGGAAUGAGGAGGGUUUUGCCAGUCGCGGGUGAAUUACGGGAUUGGUCUGGAAAAACAUGGGUCAUGGGUGUUCUCAAUGUUACCCCCGACAGCUUUAGCGACGGGGGCAAAUUCCUUGACGUGACAUCGGCCGUCGAUCGAGCUCGGUCGAUGUUGUCUGACGGUGCAGAUAUAAUCGAUAUAGGCGCGCAAUCCACGCGGCCCAUGGCAGAAAAGCUAUCUCCUGAGCAGGAACUGAGUCGUCUGAUCCCGGUUCUGGAUGCCAUCAGGGAUUUGCCUGAAAUUGAGGGAAAGCUGAUAUCAGUCGACACCUUUUACUCAGAAGUCGCCUUGGAAGCAGCCAAACAUGGGGCUGAUAUCGUGAACGACGUCUCGGGCGGGAGAUUAGACUCCGACAUGCUUAAAGUGGUGGCGGGCCUCAAAAUUCCGUACGUCGCCAUGCACAUGCGAGGGGACCCAUCUACAAUGCAGAACAGCGAGAACCUGACCUAUGGUGAUGUGUGCGUUGACGUGGCACGCGAACUGUGCGCGGGCGCUGGGGAGGCCGAGUUAUCCGGACUGCCAGCCUGGAGGAUGAUUGUGGACCCUGGGAUCGGAUUCUCAAAAAAUACGGAGCAGAAUUUGGAUAUAGUUAAUGGGUUGAAGGAUAUCAGGGGUGAGAUUGGGAAAUGGAGGUUGGCCGUGUCACGUGUGCCCUUGUUGUUAGGGGUUUCGAGGAAGAGGUUCUUGGGUGAGAUUUGCAGCCAGCCAAACGCGGCACAGCGGGAUGCUGCUACCGUGGCUUGUGUGGCAGCUGGGGUUUUUGGGGGUGCGAAUAUUGUGAGGGUGCACAAUGUGAGGGAUACUAGGGAUGCUGUUAGGGUCUGCGAGGCAUUGAUGCGGAGAAGGAAAUGA
Messenger RNA from Striga hermonthica, 1527 nucleotides. The record is from the annotation of a GenBank genome assembly. Lineage: Eukaryota; Viridiplantae; Streptophyta; Magnoliopsida; Lamiales; Orobanchaceae.